Molecule: messenger RNA, 963 nt
Organism: Sugiyamaella lignohabitans
Lineage: Eukaryota; Fungi; Ascomycota; Dipodascomycetes; Dipodascales; Trichomonascaceae
Exons: 1
Coding region: 1-963 (320 amino acids)
Cellular component (GO): nucleus
Source: RefSeq, a predicted model, not a curated record
AUGGAUAGAUUUUGUUCUGCUGCAACCGGUUGGAAUACGAGUCUAACAAGCUCAGAUGUAAAGCGCCGAUUGCCGGUUGAAGGUACAUUAUGGCGAGACGAGUACGAUGGAAAGACACCCUACUUUAAUAUUUCACAAAAUUCACUAAAUCCAGUAGACGAUAUGAAUGCAUUGGGUGGUUAUGCAUAUCUAGUUGAGGCUACAGAAUUCUUGGAUCGAAUAGUUAACUUUCUACGACGAGAGUCUGUGGAUUUUUCAUCCAGUGACGAUGGGUUUAGUCGGUGGUUCAAUGUAUUUCAAGAACUUGAUAGCAUGCUAGUGAGAUGGAAAGCUUCACUUCCAGAAAAGUGGCAAGUGUCUCGUGUUCAUUCAAAUGGGUGGAUGGAUCAGAAUUUGACUCUUGCUCAUGUCACUCAUAACGCCAGUGUCAUUUUGUUACAUCAGAACCUGGCAUAUGCUACACCUGAUGAACGCAUCCAGAUACUAAGCUCAAUUGCAUCUGAGACUUGUCUAACUGCAGCUUCAGAGAUUGCUACAAUUGCUAAAAAGUUCUUGUACUACACAGAAAACAUCGUCGCACCUCAAUUUUGUUUAUGUAUAUUUAUUGCUGCCAGAGCACUACUUGCGCACUCUGAAUUUUUCGACAGUCCACUCAAGGGCGAAUUUGACAGUUUGUUGUCAGCUCUCAAAGAAGGAUCUAAAAGAUGGCCAACGGACCAGACAUCACAGGACAAUUUGGCCAAACAGUUUAUGGAUCGUCUUGAAGCUGCUCGCGAUUCACAUACAGCACUUAACGUGCGUUCAGCAGCCUUUGAAGACGAGGCAAAACUUUCGUUCUCUUUCCCACAAUUCCCAGAUAUUAAUGGAAUCCUCUCACUCAGUAACUCUCUUGAACCCACUCAGUAUCUUCAAGAAUUGGAUCGUAUUGUACUAUGGGACGACGGAGUAGCAGAACUGGAGUAG